Messenger RNA from Sclerotinia sclerotiorum 1980 UF-70, 1917 nucleotides. RefSeq lists its product as hypothetical. The transcript has 4 exons. Lineage: Eukaryota; Fungi; Ascomycota; Leotiomycetes; Helotiales; Sclerotiniaceae. Gene Ontology annotation, biological process: exocytosis. Bases 1 to 1917 code for a protein of 638 amino acids. Gene Ontology annotation, molecular function: phosphatidylinositol-4,5-bisphosphate binding. The record is from RefSeq and is a predicted model, not a curated record. Gene Ontology annotation, cellular component: exocyst.
AUGGUCGUCGGCUUAGGAGGACGACAAGCUGCCGACGAGGAAGCCAGAGCAGAAGUCGAUGUAUUGAAAAGUCGUUUGGAGAAAACGAGUCAAUUGACAAAAAAGAUUCAAGCCAGUUUAGGAAGAUUGGAUGCGACAGGAAAAGGGGUGCAGGAAGCGAUUGGUCCCAUUUAUGGAAAUACUCAAAAGCUUCAAAUUCUAGGCCAGAAUAUCGAUGGAGUUAUUGCAGCGAUCGAUAAAGUACGACAACCAUCAGACAUUAAGAGCAAUGAGGAGGAGAUUAUUAGGAAAGGCCCGGAAGCCGUCGGUUUGGCGGUAUUCCUCAGUUCUGUCAAGCGUGUCAAUAAAGCUCUCGCAGAUAUGAAACGGACGAACUUACGAUCGAAUCAACAAGCUAUGGUUGAGCUAAGCAAGUUAUCGAAAUCGGGAAACACUCAACUGGAAUCGUAUUUCCAAGGACUCCUUCAGGAAGAUUCACAACCACUCGAACCUCUACAUUACAUCACAAAGAAUCAGCCAUUUCCUCUACUAUCUCAGGACAAAACUACAAGAUUGGGUCUAAUUACGAACUAUAUUGGGUCGGUUGUUAGACAAUCUGGAUUUGUUACGGAAUCGCCAGUUAUGCAAUCAUAUGCAAAUGUUCGGGGUCCAUUUUUGAAAACUACAUUACAAAAUUUAGCCUCCGCAUCAAUGAAUACCGCAAAGAAGAAGACACCAGAUGCUGUGUAUCGACAAGGAACCAAUGGAAUUGGAACAUAUGCGAUGGGUAUGGAGGGAGCUUUCUUGGCCGAGUACGACAAUAUAUGCGCUCUUUUCACUCGCGAUGAAUGGGGUAAAGUCUUCAAUUUGACUUGUCAAGGAGCCAUAGCGGAAUUAUCACGAACUCUUCGAGAAUUGAAUAACCAUAUCAAAUCGAACUUGACAACUGAUUGUUAUCUUGCCUAUGAGAUUGUUGAAAUCAUUUCAAAUCUCUCUUCAAACCUGGAAAGUAGGACGGGGGAAUUGAAACCCUCCUUCGCUGCAGCUCUUAAACCCAUAAGAGAAACUGCCAAAGGUUCACUGGCUGAACUCCUGGAUGACACUCGACGAAAGAUAAACCUGCUACAAGUAUUACCCACUGAUGCCGCGACAGUUCCCAUGACCACUGAAACCAUGACGCGAUUACAAACCAUGGUUGAGUUUCUUCGACCUAUUUCUAGCAUCAUGAUCUCCAUUGGUGACGGCGGCUGGAAAUCUAGUGGUACCCCUCAAGGUUCAACCGACCAAAUUCCGAGUCUUAACUCUUUCGACGUUAAUGCAGAUGGGAAACAAAUAUUUGCAAACUACUGCAUUGACACGAUUGAAGCUCUUCUUUCAAGUCUGGAACAAAAAGCCAAGGUAUUACUCAAAGGUGGUAAACCUGCUUUAGGAGUUUUUCUUGCGAACAAUGCAACGAUUGUGAUGCGCAUGAUUGAGGGAAGUGAGUUGAAAGGAUUGCUUGCACCAAAGAUUGGAGAGAUAGAGAAAUGGGUCAAAAGUGGUACAACUCUUUACACGGCUGCAUGGCGUGAACCAUCUGGCUACCUCCUUGACGUCCAAUACACAAACCGUGGUAAUGCACGCCCACAAUCCGGUUCUGGCACUAGUGGCAUUGAUAGUGCAGCUGUUGUUAAAGCUCUUGGCUCCAAAGAGAAGGAUCAAAUUAAGGAGAAAUUCAAGAUGUUUAAUCAAUCUUUCGAUGAAUUGGUACAGAGGCAUAAGUCAUUAAUGAUGGAGAGAGAAGUGAGGGAAGUUUUGGCAAGACAGGUGUCAAGUCUGAUAAAGCCGUUAUAUGAUCGAUUUUAUGAUAAAUAUUAUGAGAUUGAUAAAGGAAAGGGGAAAGAAAGAUCAGCUACUGGAGAGACAACAGUUUGGCUCGGUGGGGUAGCAUGUCCUUGA